ACACGCAGAGAGGGAACUUCGAGCAAUACCGGUCUCAUGAUUUUGCUGCUGAUUUUGCUGCUGUUGAAAGCGAGUUUCACGAUGAAUCUGUCGCUGUAUCACUCAUCAAUUCAAACUGACGGUUCUACAAGAGCUCAAGACGACCACAUUGAAGGUCUCGCUUUUUUCGAGAAAACUACAUCUUUACCACCUGCUAGCAUCAUGGACGCCACGUCUUUCAAACUUGGAGAUCAGCAGUUCCUCGUCAUUCCCACUAUAUUAAACGCACACAAAGGUGGAUCUACUCCGUCAUAUAUAUACAGAUUUGCAGAAGGAUCGCUACACAAAUAUCAGGCACUCACAUCACAACAUCAUUACAGUAGUGCAAGUGCAAGUUUCGAAGUAGCAGGAAAUGUCUACCUUGCUAUUGGCCACUAUCAACAUGACUCGUCGACCAUUUAUCAAUUACAGGGUCACAGAUUUGUUCAUUUUCAGCACGUUUCGACUAAUAAGUUUGUUACGGACAUAGAACACCUUCACAUGGAUGGUCACGAUUACUUGGUGUUCGCUUGCUAUUACAGCAGUCAGUCGCUAUUAGUCUUCUUGUGGAAUAAUGGAAAUUUUGAGUUGUACGAAACAAAGCAGAUUAAAGGAUUUCGAGAUGUGGAACAUUUUGAAAUCGGUGGUGAACAUUACUUGGCCGCAGCCAGAUACAAGUCGGGUUCUUCGGGUAACGUCGAUUCCUAUAUCUACAAAUGGACCGGAGUUCAUUUUGCACUUUUCCAAACCAUUCCCACAAAAGGAGCAUUGAAAUUCAGUUUUACUCGUAUUGGAAAAAUGUUAUUUCUAGCCGUGGCCAACAUGGUAGACAGCGACAAACCAGCUGACCAGCAGUUCAAGACUUUGUCCGCAGUUUACAAAUGGAAUGGAAAGAAAUUUGAAGACUUUAGAUAUCUCAAUACAACUGCAGCUGCGAGUGUCAGCUUUGUCAACAUGAGACACCACAGUUAUCUUGUAGUUGGAAGCAUCUUGGCAAAUGGAAUAUCAGUCUACAGAGCUGAAGGAUCGGGAUUCCACUUGUAUCAGAGAAUUCCUAAUGUCAACGCCACUCAUACAGAGUUCAUUCAAAGCAAUAAUCGCACGUACAUGUUUGCAGCAGGUGGCUUAUUUGGAAACAGACACGUUUCCAGUGUCUACGGAUGGAUGGAGUCGUAAGGACACACGAAGUGACGUUGACUUUGAGUUGUAAAUGAUUGCUAAAUUUUUUUAGUUUAUUACAGUGUGAGCUAGUGUUUUGUCAAUAAUCCAAAUCAUUUUUCCACAUGUACUCAAAUUUUGGGUUUGCGUAUACAGUAUAUGGUUCAACAAUUGCAAUUGCAAGUUGCUGCGAAUGAA
This is a messenger RNA of Corticium candelabrum, 1374 nucleotides long. RefSeq names its product thrombospondin-type laminin G domain and EAR repeat-containing protein-like. The transcript has 3 exons. Gene Ontology annotation, biological process: signal transduction. The record is from RefSeq and is a predicted model, not a curated record. Bases 37 to 1194 code for a protein of 385 amino acids. Lineage: Eukaryota; Metazoa; Porifera; Homoscleromorpha; Homosclerophorida; Plakinidae.